Molecule: messenger RNA, 1861 nt
Organism: Electrophorus electricus (electric eel)
Lineage: Eukaryota; Metazoa; Chordata; Actinopteri; Gymnotiformes; Gymnotidae
Gene: barhl2
Product: BarH-like homeobox 2
Biological process (GO): regulation of transcription by RNA polymerase II
Cellular component (GO): nucleus
Molecular function (GO): RNA polymerase II transcription regulatory region sequence-specific DNA binding; DNA-binding transcription factor activity, RNA polymerase II-specific
Source: RefSeq, a predicted model, not a curated record
GUUAGCCCUCCCAAUUUCUACACACCUCAACUUUGAGCGAAAGUUCAAUAGCUAUAACAAAAGGACGUGGACUACACAGACCCACUGCUUUCCAGAUUUCACACUGAAUGUAACGUCUUGGGAACGCAGACUACUACGUCGUCACCGUUUAACGAAUUGCAAGGAUUUUUGUUCUUUCUGAAAUGCGUGGUUUCUGUUAUUUUGGUCUGCAUUGUGGUAAACUUCAGGUCCGCUGGGCUGGUGCAUAAUUGUCGACGUUAAAGUAUUGUCGACUUUCUUGCACAUUCUGUUUCGAAUUGAUUGGGAAAGUUGUUAUGAAGACGCCUUAAUCAACGUCAUUUUAUACUAUGGAAGGAUCCAGCGGGUCUAGUUUUGGAAUAGACACUAUUUUAUCUACCACCAAUUCUUGUAACUCAGUGCUAAUGAACGGAGAUUUUCGCCUAGGUGACAGCCGGACAGCGGAUUUCAGGAGUCAGGCGACCCCGUCCCCAUGCUCGGAGAUAGACACUGUGGGAACAGCCCCCUCGUCCCCGAUCUCUGUCACCACGGAGCAUCCAGAACCGCAUAUGGUACCGGAAAGCCUUCAGCAUCGUCACCAUCAUCACAACCACAACCAGGCACAAAAUUUGCAGCUCUCGCCGCAGCCGCAACCGCUCGGGGCGGCUGGAUGUGCCCCAAGGACUGCCACCUCUUCCUUCUUAAUCAAAGACAUUUUGGGCGACAGUAAACCGCUUGCAGCUUGCGCUCCGUACAGCACGAGCGUACCCUCCCCGCAUCACACCCCGAAAGCGGAGAGCGCCACGGCAGCGGAAGGAUUCAGGCCCAAGAUAGAGCAAGACGAAAACAAAAGCAAACUGGAAAAGAGAGAUGACAUUCAGAACGACAUGAAAUGCAACGGAACAAAAGAAGAGGGUGAUCGAGAAAUCUCGAGUUCGCGAGACAGUCCACCUGUUCGCACGAAAAAACCCCGGAAAGCGCGAACGGCCUUUUCCGACCACCAGCUUAACCAGCUAGAACGUAGUUUCGAGCGCCAAAAAUACCUCAGUGUACAAGACCGCAUGGACCUCGCCGCCGCGCUAAACCUCACCGACACGCAGGUCAAGACCUGGUACCAAAACAGACGGACGAAAUGGAAGAGGCAGACCGCUGUCGGAUUAGAACUGCUGGCCGAAGCUGGAAAUUACUCCGCUUUACAGAGAAUGUUUCCGUCUCCGUAUUUCUACCACCCGAGCUUGUUAGGUACCAUGGACAGCACAACGGCGGCGGCGGCUGCUGCUGCGAUGUACAGCAGCAUGUACCGGACUCCGUCCACGCCGCACCCGACUCUCCAGAGACCGCUCGUCCCGCGAGUACUUAUUCAUGGCCUUGGCCCGGGGGGGCAACCGGCACUGAACCCACUGGCUAACCCAAUUCCCGGCACGCCGCAUCCUCGGUAAAAAUCAAUGAAAGAGACAUUGCAAGACGAUUGAAUCACACGCGACGCAAAGGGGAUGCGCUGAAUUUUGAAAAGACAGCUUUUUCCAAAAGACCUGAAAAAAAAAACAGUUUUAUUGAAGAAAAAAAAGUAUUAUUUAAUAUGGACCAGUUCUGACUUAACAAAGCCAGAGCCUAUAGCCGUGACAGUAAAGGGACUGUUCGUGUGACGGAUUGUGGUUUGUUUUUUGUACAAAUACACUUAUACUACUAAAUAAACUUAAAAAGUUUAUUAGACGGAGUUAAAGGAAAGGUCGAAUAAAGACAGAAUGAUAAAAAAAGUUAUGUGAGACGCUUUCUCCUAAAAAGUAGCUACAGGAGUUUAUUUCUCAAACGUUUUAACUCUUUUGUUACUUUGCCAUGCACUAGUAUUAAAAAGACGUACAGA